Molecule: messenger RNA, 2272 nt
Organism: Miniopterus natalensis
Lineage: Eukaryota; Metazoa; Chordata; Mammalia; Chiroptera; Miniopteridae
Gene: PRORP
Product: protein only RNase P catalytic subunit
Biological process (GO): mitochondrial tRNA 5'-end processing; tRNA 5'-leader removal
Cellular component (GO): mitochondrion; mitochondrial ribonuclease P complex
Molecular function (GO): protein binding; ribonuclease P activity
Source: RefSeq, a predicted model, not a curated record
UAUGGUUGCGUUAAUAAAGCGUGGGUUCUCCGGUUCGCGGGCUGGAAUAUAACAGGCACCGGAGAUUCCUGCUCUGUCCCUUGGUUCUUCGGAUUGCGACCGAGGUUGGAUGUCCCCGGAUGUAAUGUCCACUGUGUAAUGGAGAAAACGCACCAGACUUAGUUGCUAUUAGGUAGCCCCAAAAGCAGAGCUUUGGUUUUUGUUAGAAACUGAAAAUCAUCUUUUAAAAAGUUGCGCUGCGACUCCUCGCCUCCUCUCCCCCAUUCCUAAAUUACGCUGUAGAAGUAGGGGCUUUUGGAACAUCUCUUCACUAUCUUGUGCUGAUCUCACUGCAUAAUGACUUUCUGUUUCACUGGUAUUAGAAACUUUCCUAAGCUUUGGAAAAACAACCCAUACCUUGUAGUAGGCCCAGGACACUUUUAUAAUUCUCUUUUUCUGAAAGACUAUAAUGGCAUCAGGAACCAACAGAAGUUGUUUUCUCUUAAAACAGCAUCUCCACAAAAUACCAAAGCAAUGAAUCUUCUGACUGCCAAGACCAGAUAUCGCAGGAAAGAAGAUGAGGGCAGUAAUAAAGUUUCUUCUGACUUUCCUCAUCUUUUUGCAGCUGGGGCAGCUAAGAAGAGAUCACAAAUGAAUCCUCAGAGUAAAGAUCACGCCUUGCCGCCUGAGAGGAAUGUUAUUCAACUCCCAACAAAACCUCUGAAUUCAGAGCAGUGGGAUAAACUUAAAGAAGAUUUCAAAGGAAAAGCUAAUUUUGAAAAUUGGGUCAUUACACAGAUGGCUCACCACAAUAGCUCUAUAGAUGUGGCCAAAUCUUUGCUGGCCUGGGUAGCUGCAAAAAACAAUGGUAUUGUAAGCUAUAAUUUGCUGGUCAAGUAUUUGUAUCUUUGUGUCUUUCAUAAGCAGACAUCAGAAGUUUUUGACGUCUAUGAAAUCAUGAAAGCCAGAUAUAAGAGUUUAGAAUCUGGAGGAAGCACUCUUCUCAUCCGGGGGUUAAUCCAUUCAGACAGAUGGAGAGAGGCCUUGCUGCUGUUAGAAGACAUAAAAAAAGUCAUGACCCCUUCCAAAAAGAACUAUAAUGAUUGUAUCCAGGGAGCCCUCCUUCAUCAAGAUGUAAACAUAGCUUGGAAUUUGUAUCAGGAAUUGUUAGGUCAUGAUCUUAUUCCUAUGAUGGAAACUUUAAAAGCCUUCUUUGAUUUCGGAAAAGACAUAAAAGAUGAUCAGUAUUCAAACAAACUAAUAGAUAUUCUUUUGUAUCUAAGAAAUAAUCAACUAUAUCCUGGGGAAUCAUUUGCACACAGUAUAAAAACAUGGUUUGAGAGUGUUCCUGGAGAGCAAUGGAAAGGACAAUUUACCACAGUCCAGAAAAGUGGUCAGUGUUUGGGCUGUGGAAAAACUAUAGAGUCUAUUCACCUGAGUCUAGAAGAAUAUGAAUUUCUCAAGAGAAAAAUCCUGAGGGAUGUGAUAGAUGGAGGUGACCAAUACAAAAAGACGACACCUCAGGAACUUAAGAGAUUUCAGAACUUUGUGAAACACUCUCCUCCUUUUGAUAUUGUCAUUGAUGGGCUCAAUGUUGCCAAAAUGUUUCCUAAAGCUCGUGAGUCUCAAGUUCUCUUGGAUGUGGUCUCUCAACUAGCCAAGCAGAAUCUGCGAGUGCUGGUCCUGGGCCGGAAGCACAUGCUCAUACCGUGUGCCCGGUGGAGAAAGGAUGAGAUGGAAAAGGUGCAAAAGCAAGCCAGCUGUUUCUUUGCUGACAACAUCUCAGAGGAUGAUCCGUUCCUUCUCUAUGCCACACUGCACUCAGGAAAUCACUGCAGAUUUAUCACAAAAGAUCUGCUCCGGGACCAUAAGGCUUGUCUACCUGAUGCUAAGACCCAACGCCUGUUCUUCAAGUGGCAGCAGGGACAUCAGCUGGCAAUUAUUAAUAGGUUUCCAGGAUCAAAAAUAACUUUUCAGCAUAUUCUCUGCUAUGAUACAGUGGUGCAAACAACUGGAGACUCGUGGCACAUACCGUAUGAUGAAGACCUGGUGGAAAGAUAUUCCUAUGAAGUGCCAACCAAAUGGCUUUGCCUUCACCGAAAGACAUAAAGACUCUUACCCCCACGCUAAAUUUGUGUUUGGGUGCCCUCCUGGUUGGCAUCGGAGGUCUUCAGUUGAUGCUUGAUUAGACCAUUGCUUCUGUCCUGUUUGAUUAGUUCUGUCCUAUUUGGUCCAUUUGGUUUAUAUGUCAACAAAUUGAUUCCUUAAUUAAAUGUGUCAUAAUACCUUUUCA